AUGUUGACUUUAAACUUAUUUUCUUUUGAACAAGAAGACAACAAUCAAUUCGUCGAAUCAUUUCCUAAAGAUUUUGGAUAUAGUCCAUUCGAUCAGGAAGAAGAUCAAAAUGAACUUAUUCCUGGCGAACAAAAACCUAGAAUCCUUUUGAUGGGAUUACGAAGAAGUGGAAAAUCAUCAAUUCAAAAAGUUGUCUUCCAUAAAAUGACUCCGAAUGAAACAUUAUUUUUAGAAUCGACAAAUAAAAUAAUUAAAGAUGAUAUUUCAAAUUCAUCAUUUGUCAGAUUUGAAAUAUGGGAUUUUCCAGGUCAAAUUGAUUUUUUCGAUUCAACAUUCGAUUCCGAUACAAUAUUCGGAGGAUGUGGCGCUUUAGUUUUCGUUAUCGAUGCUCAAGAUGACUAUGUUGAAGCAUUAAAUAGAUUACAUUUAACUGUAACAAAAGCUUAUAAAGUAAAUACGAAUAUAAUGUUUGAAGUAUUCAUUCACAAAGUUGACGGACUAUCGGAUGAUUAUAAAAUGGAAGCACAAAGAGAUAUCAGUCAAAGAGCUAAUGAUGAUUUAAAUGAUGCAGGCUAUGAUAACAUUCAUUUAAGAUGUCACCUUACGAGUAUCUAUGAUCAUUCAAUAUUUGAAGCUUUUAGUAAAGUUGUACAGAGGCUUGUUUCACAAUUGCCAACAUUAGAAAAUUUAUUAAAUAUUUUUAUAUCUAAUUCAGCAAUUGAGAAAGCUUUUCUUUUUGACGUUGUAUCAAAGAUUUACAUAGCAACGGAUUCUGCACCUGUUGACAUGCAAUCCUACGAACUUUGCUGCGACAUGAUAGACGUCGUUUUAGAUUUAUCUUGUAUUUAUGGUUUAUCCGUCACGGGUCCGGAUAAACCCAAAGAAGGAAUUGAAACAUCAGCAUUCGACAAAGCCAGUUCUAGCCUAAUUAAAUUAAAUAAUGGCAACAUAUUAUACCUUAGAGAAGUUAAUAAAUUUUUAGCACUUGUUUGCAUUCUUAGGGAAGAUAAUUUCGACAGGCAGGGUGUUAUAGACUAUAAUUUUUUAUGCUUUAGAGAAGCUAUACAAAAAGUUUUCGAUUUAAGAUUAGCAGAAGGUUCAUCUAAAGAAAUAACAAAUAUAAAUUCUUCGAAUGAUGCUUUGCAGAUGAAAAAUUCAGGAUCGUUUACAUCACAUCCUGUUAUAUAA
This is a messenger RNA of Pediculus humanus corporis (human body louse), 1188 nucleotides long. RefSeq lists its product as uncharacterized. Gene Ontology annotation, cellular component: Gtr1-Gtr2 GTPase complex; nucleus; lysosome. Gene Ontology annotation, biological process: cellular response to starvation; positive regulation of TOR signaling; regulation of autophagy. Lineage: Eukaryota; Metazoa; Arthropoda; Insecta; Psocodea; Pediculidae. The record is from RefSeq and is a predicted model, not a curated record. The transcript has 6 exons. Gene Ontology annotation, molecular function: GTPase activity; GTP binding. The coding region runs from base 1 to 1188 and encodes 395 amino acids.